This is a messenger RNA of Corylus avellana, 2264 nucleotides long. Its product is annotated as Leucine-rich repeat (LRR) family protein. NCBI's taxonomy places the organism in Eukaryota, Viridiplantae, Streptophyta, Magnoliopsida, Fagales, Betulaceae. The record is from RefSeq and is a predicted model, not a curated record. Gene Ontology annotation, molecular function: protein binding.
GGGGCCCUGACCUGGCCCUAGUUUUCCCGCGUCACCCCCAUCGUAUACCUUUCUCUUCCCCAACUCCAACCCCCCGGCCCCUCCUAUUCCUUGCUUGCAUCAGCCAACAAAGAAAUAGACCCAUUCAAAUCCAAAACUAAGUCUAACAAAAUUCAAACCAAUCCUUAUUUCGUCCAAAUCAUAUCUUCUCAUUCUCAUAUGCCAAGCCCUCAACCAUGUUGCCCUUCCUCUCCCUCCUCCUCCUCGUCCUCUUCAACUUCCUCUCCGUUUCAUUCUCCCAGUCCGAAUUCCCCAAGGGUCUUUUGAUUGAUUGCGGUGCAACUACCAAGUCUACAAUCGACGGCCGGAAAUGGCUCCCCGACAAGGACUUCGUGACCGGUGGGACCCCGAGGAACCUGACCACCCCGGUCCUGGUUCCCUUCCUUUCCACCGUCCGAUCGUUUCCUCUCCGCAACAACCUCCUCAAGAAGUUCUGCUACGUCGUGCCGGUGUUCCGCCGGGCCAAGUACCUGAUCCGGACCACCUACUUCUACGGAGGGAUCAACGGCCGGGAUUCGCCGCCUGCGUUCGAUCAGAUGGUCGACGGGACUUUCUGGAGCGUGGUGAACACCACGGAGGAUUACGCCAACGGCAUGUCGUCCUACUUUGAAGGGGUUUUUGUCGCUCAGGGGAAGACCAUGAGCGUCUGUAUCGGGGCGAACACGUAUACGGAUUCGGACCCGUUUAUAUCGGCGUUGGAGUUCCUGAUAGUCGCCGAUUCGCUCUACAAUUCCACGGAUUUCGGCAAGUUUGGCCUCAGCUUGGUUGCAAGGCACGCUUUCGGGUACUCGGGACCAAUCAUUCGGUAUCCUGAUGAUCAAUUUGAUCGGUUGUGGGAGCCACAUGUGGGAAUUUCUUCUACAGUAGCAGGCAACAGAAAUGUAUCUGUUUCUGCUUUCUGGAAUGUUCCUCCUUUAAAGAUAUUUGAGACAGCUCAGACAACUAAUGGAAUACAACCCAUAGAGUGGAAUUGGCCUCCAGUGUCCCUUCCAAACUCAACAUACUACAUUGCUCUAUACUUUGCCGAUACUCGUAAUUUGAGCUCAAGGGUGUUUGAUAUAACCAUAAAUAACAUAUCAUAUUACCGCAAUUUGAAUGUCACUCCAGCUGGUGCUUGUGUCUUUGCAACUCGGUGGCUUCUUGCUGGUCCUACUAAGAUAACUUUGACCCCUCCUUCUGGUUCAGACAUUGGUCCCUUGAUAAAUGCCGGAGAGGUUUUUGACUUGCUGGUUCUUGGAGGAAGAACUGCUACUCGAGAUGCUAUUGCUUUGAAUGACCUAAAAGAUAGUCUCAAAAAUCCUCCACUUGAUUGGAAUGGUGAUCCUUGUUUGCCCAGCCAGUACUCAUGGACUGGCAUUACGUGCUCUGAAGGCCCCCAGAUUCGUGUGAUCACCUUAAACCUGACAAGCAUGGGUCUCUCAGGAUCGCUGUCACCUGGCAUUGCCAAUAUGACAGCAUUGACUGACAUCUGGCUUGGAAAUAACAGUUUGACUGGACCUAUUCCUGAUCUCAGUUCAUUGAAGAGGCUAGAGACAUUGGAUUUGGGAGAUAAUCAGUUCAGUGGAGAAAUUCCCUCAUCACUUGGGAACAUUAACAGCUUGCGUGAACUUUUCUUACAGAACAAUAAUCUGACUGGUCUAGUUCCAAAUAACCUUGAUGGAAAGUCUGGACUGAACCUUAGAAUUUCUCCUGGAAAUAAUUUUGCAUCUCCUGCUCCUGCGCCUUCUUGAGCAAGUACAUCUAUGAACCCAACAAUAAAGGAGAUUCUGACCAUUCAUCCCUGUAUAGAUAUAUUCCCUUUAAAAAAAAAAACUCACUUUUGUUUCACAAAUUUUGCUGGAAGUUCUUUAUCGCAAGCUGUCCCACUGUGAAAUUGAAAGCCCUCCAUGCUUAAGACUUCUGUAGUUGGGCAGAGACAGCUCUUUGAAGCAAUUUGGAGAGUCCACAAACUGGAUACUCGAAAUGGUUGUUCAUAUUCAGUCGGUCUGAUUCCUUUUUUUGUCAGUUUGGAUCAUGCUUCCAAAAUUUUAUGUGAUUGUCUCCCAAUAGUCAUUUCUUAUUCUUUGAUUUAUAAAUACUUGUCUUGUGUCUGUUAGUGUACUACGAUUUCUUUUUUCUUUUCUUUUCUUUUUUUUCUCCAUACUGGCUCAUGUUUCUGUACUUAAACAAACAACAAUAUUUGUUCAUGUUUUUGUAAUGUGACAUGAUUUGAUUCCCUUGCUGUA